This is a messenger RNA of Phytophthora sojae, 687 nucleotides long. RefSeq lists its product as hypothetical. Lineage: Eukaryota; Oomycota; Peronosporomycetes; Peronosporales; Peronosporaceae. The record is from RefSeq and is a predicted model, not a curated record. The transcript is spliced from 4 exons. The coding region runs from base 1 to 687 and encodes 228 amino acids.
AUGGCUGGCGCGACCAAGGCGACGGAGACGGCGGCGGGCAAGGCGACGUUCAGCUCGCAGCGCGGUGCCGUGUUCCGCUUCUCCGUGACGCCAACGAGGAUCUGGCUGGAGCAACAGGCCACGAAGCAGCAAUGGCAAUGCUCCGUGUCGUCUGUAAAUGACUUCGCUCUGAAGGGUGCCGGGAUCCCACACGCCAUCGUGAUGGACUACCUUGCGAUGAGUCUUGCGCGCUCGGAGCCGAGUCGAGACACGGACUAUGAGGUGGACCUCAUCGCUAUGAGCGAAGGUCGCAUGCGGCUCGACUUCUUGCUCAAGUUCUCGAUCGCUGACGUCGUGUGGAAGCCCGAGUACCAGUUCGUGCUGCAGCCGAUCGAAGUGACCGAGACGCAGAUGCUGACGGCCAAGCUGCGAGACGCCAACGACAAUCUGGAGCGUCUCCACGCUAUAGUCCCCGCUUGGGUGGUGGGGACUCAGUCGUGGCUGUACCUGUGCACCCUCACUAAGCGUGUGCUGGACCACUCUGGGACGCAUGUUGAAGCUGUUGUGGAGUGGAGUACAGCUGCAGCCCACAAGACCACCGACGUCGUGAUGAAGUACUGGUGGGUUGUCCGUGAUACAGCAGCGCAAGCUGGUGGUAUGGUGCGUCAGCUCGUACUGGACCAAUACGCCGCCACGACGGACAAGUGA